AUGUCAUUCUCACCGACAUCAACGCAACCACAUCACCUGCCAACGCCCCGAGUUCUGAUCACCAACCUCAUCAACUCCCUUACCUCGGCACCUCUACCACCGUCAGCAAAUACCGCCUCAAUUCCCAGCGGAGGCGACGCGCAAAAUCCCCUCAGAACCCUCCCGCAAUCCCACCGUCCGCUCCUGGUGACGCUCCACGUACUCUUCCCGUCCCUGGUCCUCCCGGCCCUAGACCUCCUGGACCGAGACCUUGUCACACGCGUGGUCCCGGAAACUACCACCUUGUCGGCCGGCCUCCGUGAGGACCCCACUGACCCCGCACCCGCCCGCCAACAUCAACAUGGCAAAGAUACCGCCUCCGACACCCAUGAACCGGGGUCCUCCUCACCACCCCGCCUUCAACUUAGCGUCAAGGACCUACAGCACGUCGACGAAUCACAGCGAGAUUCAGCUGCAUUUUACCUGGUCCGCUCCGUAGCUUCGACAAUGACCCGCAGACACCACGCCGUCGCGACGUCCGCAUCGGCGUCCACAACGUAUCUGGUCCAGCUCGACGCCUGGAACUGCUCCUGCGCCAACUUUGCAUACGAAGCGUUUCCAGCAGUUGGCAGCGGCAGUGUUGGGCAUAAAGCGGGUUCAGACUUGGUCAUCAUGGACGCCGAUGAAGCCGGCGACGACAGUGAUCCAGGAUGCGAGGUGGGCGACUGGCAGUUUGGAGGCUUGAGUCUGGAUGGUGUUGAUGAUGGAGGGGUGCCGUGCUGCAAACACUUGCUCGCCUGCUUGCUCUCCCAGCAAUGGGGAGAUACUCUGGGGAAAUAUGUUACCGACAGGAGAGUCAGCAGGGAGGAAAUUGCGGGAUUGGUUGCGGACGUAUGA
This is a messenger RNA of Colletotrichum orchidophilum, 876 nucleotides long. RefSeq lists its product as uncharacterized. Gene Ontology annotation, molecular function: zinc ion binding. Bases 1 to 876 code for a protein of 291 amino acids. The transcript has a single exon. The record is from RefSeq and is a predicted model, not a curated record. NCBI's taxonomy places the organism in Eukaryota, Fungi, Ascomycota, Sordariomycetes, Glomerellales, Glomerellaceae.